CACAACCGCGGCUGCUGCACGCGGCGGCCGUUCCGUUACGCAAACGAUGACGUUCAUCGGCCUCGUUCGUGCGCACGGGCGGGCCCGACGCUAAAAAAGCGGCCGCGCGCGCGCUUGAGCUGCAUUGCUCUGUCGACGGAAGGGCGGCGUAAACCAUUGUUGUUUCCCGGAAUGCGCGCGCAGGCUCUCUGGCUGUCAGUGGCCUCUUGGCGAACCCGACGUCAGCAGCGGCAUUGGCGUCCUUGCACUUUAAACAGGGUCACUCGCCAGAUGAACGCGCCGGUUUUCGAACAGCCGCUCUGCCGUCUCUGAACGAUAUGGUUUCAUUGCAUACGUGCGCGGGACGGGAGCAGUACGACCGGGCCGAAUUGUCGUCGUCGCCGUCUCUUUGAUGUGCCCACCGUCGUCGUCGACAUUGCCGUUUCAGCGUCGUCGAUCGUCACACGGAUUAACACGCUCGUCGAGGAACUCGGUAUACUAGAGUUUUUGACGCACCGUGAGCCAAUGAGCGCAACAACACAGGCGGGCACCGGGUUGUCGUCGUCGUCGUCGUCGCAUUGAUAGCGGAGCGAAGUCCAUGGGCAACCCCGAUGAGGCGUCGGCGUCUUCGGGAAGCAGCCCCGCGACGGUGGGCGCACCCGCUGCCGACGCGGCAAGGCGCGACCCCCUCCAACCCCUGCGGCCCGAGGUCUUCCACAUCUCCGGCACGCGGCUCUCGUCCGAACCCGGCGAACGGCCCGCCCUGCAGCUGCCGUCGACUCCGCCGCCGCCUCAGAAUGCGGCGGCGAGGCAGGCUUCGCUCGAGAACGGCUCCCUGGCCACGGAGAGCUCGUUCACCGACCGCACCAGCAGCGACUCAACCAGCGUGCAAGAGACGGCCAGGCCGCGGGAGGAAACGUCGACGGGCGGCGGCGGCAGCCACGAUGCCUUGCGGACCCCGGCCUCCGCGGACGACGAGAGCCGGCGCGCCGCGCACGGCCUCUGGUCGCACGACCUGUUCUCCGUGUUCGCCUCCUUCUUCAGCAUCUUCGGGCUCUUCAGCGUCACCAGGUUCUCUCUGCUGGUGCAUAUUUAUAAAGCGUGCUUCGUGCUGCAGUUCUUCGUGCUCUCGGCGGUGUUCGGCGUGCCCUUCCUGUACCUUCAGAUGUCUCUGGGCCAGUACUUGGGCAGCGGCAUCCUCGACAUGUGGUACAUAUCGCCCGCUUUCAAAGGCGUGGGCCUGGCCCUGAUGAUGGUCUACAUGGUGUGUGGCGUCUACCUGGCCGUGCCUGUGUCGUGGCUUUUCUUCUACUUCCGCGACUCGUUCAUCAAAGCAAGGGACGCUUACCGGUGGUCCAUCUGCCAAGCACGGUUCGCCUCGGGAGGGUGCUACAAGAACAAUUCAUCGUCUCCAGAGUUCUUGGGCUGGACCACGGCCUCCUAUUUCCAUGGCCGGGUGCUGGAUCGGAGGGCGGCGCCGCAAGCGAGCGGCAUCGGGGACCUCAAGUUCGAGUUGGCCUUCAACCUGGGCGUCGUCUGGCUCCUUGUGUUCAUCGCCCUCAGCCGAGGCCUCAAGUCUUUCGGGAAGAUUCUGGCCAUCCUGGGCAUCCUGUCCAUGUGCCUGCUGGUGUUCAUCACCAUCCGCAUGACGGAACAGUGGGGCGGUGGCAUUACGGAGCUCUUCAGGGCCGACUGGAAGGGCGUCCUCUCCGACACCAACUCAUGGGUGGUGGCAGCACGUGAAGUCUUCAUCACGUGGGGGCUGUUCGGAGCCCUUGCGCUGCACGUGAACAGUCGCAACAAGUUUUCGAGCAACAUUACAAGGAACAUGAUCUGCGUGACAGUGCUGGUGUGCACUGUGCUCGUGCUGGUCGCAAUGCUGUUCGCCAGCGUGGCGCAUCUCUUGCGCACUCACGGCAUGAUUCUAGUCAGCUCGUCGUUCGAGGAAGAGUCCACCGUGCGGUUCCUACAGUCGGUGAACGGAUCGUGGCCGCCGAUGGACCAGUCGGUGCCUGUCAACCUGCUGGCUGGCGUGCUACUGCAGGGUCCGCGCAAGCACAACCUGCUCAGCGGCUACCAGGUGGCACGCUUCGCCGUCGAGGUGUUUCCGGCAGCGCUAUCCGCCGAGGGAGGGCGGAGCAUCUCGCCUUUCUGGCCCAUCUGCUUCUUCGUCAUGCUCGCCUCGUUGGGCCUCGGACACCUGAUAUGCAUCUGGAAUUGCAUUGUAGAUGCUGUGGUGUACAUCCGACCAAAGUUUUUCACAAAAUGGAGGACAAUAGUUACCUUCAUCACCUGCACAGUGGGGUUUCUUCUGGGGCUCUUCUUCGCCACCGAUGCAACUUUGCACCUUAUGCUGUUUUUGGAUGUGUGGCUGGGAUCACUUUGGUGGAUCGUCGCCCUGUAUUUCAUCAUGCUCAUAGUCGUGCUAUUUAUACAAGGUAAACCUUUUGGAACGGACAAGCUAGUCAAAAUGAUAGUGCAAAAGGAAAGGUCCAAGUCUCUCUACCUGCCACUGCUGACUUUCCAUUGGAAUGUUCUUCUACCAAUAGCAUUUUUGAUGCUGUCUAUCGCAUUCAUGCGGUCAGGCCACUUGGCCAUGUUCUCGCCAGAGUCGUUGUCCCUCUUCUACCACUACUGGUCACCUUGGGUUGGCUCGUUCUGCGUGCUCCUGCAGACGCUGCCACUUCUGGGCGUUGCCCUAGUGGCCGUAGUUGAAGGCCUCAAGAUUGUCGUCUUCAGCAAGAACCAGGCUCAGAUGCAUGAGCGUAUCGAAUCCUGGUGCUGUCCGACGUUCAUUACAACGUCUCCAGCAACAGAGACACCGCCUGCGGCGCCGGAGCCUUCGCAGGGGGUCUCCAACAUUGCAUUCGAAGAAGAUGUGCCGCCAAAAUACUCGCCACCCCCAUCGUACUCAACUGCCACGGCACGUAUGAUCCUCAAGGAGUUGCACAAGUGCCAACAACAGCCUACGCCAACAAGCAGCAGCCGCAGUUCACUGAUGAAUCGUGAGCGCGUCGAUAAGAUUCGGUUGAGCUUCUCGGACCUUCAGUUCAACUUGACAUCUCGAAGUCCACCGCGAGAAGACUCUUCAGAUGCGUGAAGAAGAGGUGGUCGCCUUCUGAGGUCCUCGCUUAUACGUGAUGCGUGCCGUUAGCAACGAAAAAGAAGGCACGCAAAAAUUAGUCACUCUGAACCACAUGCGGAGCAGUGAUUGCCAAGACAUGGCAUGAAGUGCCGCUUGGACCAUCUCUAACGGGUUGUAGCUGAAUGCUGAUGACAGGAUGAUUCAGAACACACGCAUAGCACGAGGCACACUGUGCAAGUGGCUUGUACUGCGACUAUACGACUUGGAUGGUCAAGCGGGAGUUCGGACGGGUGCUGUGGUCCAGUUCAUUGAUCUCUUCUAGGCAAGCAUACGCUUGAAAGCACUUGGGGAGAAAUGGGAAACAAGAAUUUUUUUUUCCUAGACAACGCAGGGUCAAAUAUGGCGACAAGCCAGUCGGGGCCCUCUGACAAUAACUUUAUUAACUCUAAAGUGAGACUGGGCCAAAUAGAGGCAGAAACAAGAGAAAGAGCAGGGUGCAGUAGUUUUAUGCUAUCCCCGUCUCUAAAUGGUACUUUUCUAGCAACUGUCAUGACUACUUACCUUUUUAGUCAGGCAGAGUUAAUGAGCCUAGGAGAAACUUGUUUGUAGAUGCUCUGGCACAUUAAGAAGUUUGUGUGGCCUGCUUACAUUACUAUUACAUUGAUGUAGGAUGCUUCAUGCUUAUAAGGCUGUGGUUCAAAGCCUGCUUUUUUUUUUCUUUUCACCAUGCAAGUGAUUCUUCAUGACAGGGCAUUGAGCGAGCACAUUGCACAACAUCGAGGCAGAUCGUCAAGAAGCAAUGAUGAGCUUGUACAGUCGCUUUAGGUGAAAAAUUCAAACAUCUGGUGUCACUUUCAUUGUUAGUGGUGUACCACAUACUGCAGACGUGACCCAGUGACAAGUUGGCAGUGUAAUUUGCAUUCAUCAUAGCAAAACAAAAAUAAUCUGUGCCUGCAUUGUACUGCACACUAAAAUUGACAGAUGUGAUGGCAGGUCAUAAAGCUCUUGCCACAUUGCUUAUGACAUAAUGAGAAACAACAAUGACACACCACUUAUUGUCAUGUCUUUCGGCCACAGUCAUGAAAUCAUACGGCCAUCCAUAACCGGUGAAGUCUUGAAACCCUGUUGAUCGAGCAAAUUAUUCAGUAGGUAUUUCGCAGCUUGUUCCAGGUGAUCUUUGGGAUUCAAGGUCCCAUUUAAGUGACCAGUUGAGUUGCCGAUAGCAGUGGUAUAUAAGCAUAUUGUUUGUAUAACCAUAGGAGGUGAAAGUUGAGUCGGUAUAAUAGAAAGAUUCCUUUCGUUCCAAGUUUAUUCCUUUCUUAUCCACUGCUAAUGAGUGCUGAUCAUAGUUAUAAUGUAAGUGAAGCGCUGAAAGAAAAAGAAUUGGAAUAGAAUCGUUACAUUAUCCCAACCUUGCUUUAUCUUGUGCGGAACACCUUCUAGGGACCCAGAAGCUUGCCGUUUGUUGCACACUGUUUGAUCGUUGUUUCUCUGAUAACGAGAGACCCUCCGAGUUAUGACUGCAUAUUUUUCGUUCAAGCACCUUGCGUAUUAAUUUAAGUGUUCUACAUAGUCGUGAGUCAUUCUCAUUGAAGAUUGGUCAUCACACUGUUGCAGCCCUUUUAGUGAUGGUUGAGGACAAUCCCAUCACAGGUUUACCAAAACUUAUAACGUGGGUGUAUGGAUAGCAUUCCUUGCUUUCCCACUCACUGCAGUUAGGAAAACACGACUGGCUUUAGCCAUUGGUGACUGCAAAAAUUUGUCUUUUGCAUGAGAAAUAGCAUACUUGCAGUGGUGAUGUAAAGAAGCUACGAUGAUACAUUAUAAAGAUACCACACCGAAAGAAGUCUCACUCUCGGGGCGUGCAGCAAGUUUCGGCCAUCUUUGGCAGUUUAGAUGGUAUCAAAUUGUAGGGAUAAACUCUGAAAAAUUGAGAAAGAAGGAAUGGGGGGUACGGCUUCAAGAAUGUGCAUUUCUUUUCGACCACUUAAAACGUGCCCAUCACAUUUAGGUGGCUUUGUUUUUGUAGUGAGGCAGCAUGCAGACGGCAGGUGUCCUUUGCACCCAGAAAAAAAAGAAAAAGCACUGUUUGCAGCAGUCGUAAACCAUAAAAUUACAAUGCUACACUGUUUUGACAGCGGCAAACUGCAUGGACUAGCUUUACACCUUCUUUUGAGCACAUGCAUCACUCAAUGUUGGCUUCAUUUUCCACACGGGACCCAUAGUGCUUCUUUCAAAGACAUUUGUAUGUUUGUGACUGAAAAAAAAAAGUUUUUUAUUAGUAAAGGUUUCCUAUAAGCUAGUUAUUCCAUAGCUAAAUGCUGCAUAUAGUACACAAGGCUGCUAUUAAUACCAACUCGGUUAGAAUUACUUAUCUAUAAACUGAACUGCUUUGGAACCUUCUAUUUACUGAUCCUCUUUUAAGGCCAAAUGAUUUAUUAAGUCCCUCGAUGUUUGCCUCAACAGGAGCUUACCAUGCAGAUGGAACGAACCAGACAACAUGUACACAUGUUUGCUUGUUUGUUGUUUUGUUCGUUUCAGCCAUACACAGUAUGUAGCUUGUUAUCAUUUCACUUUAAAAGCUAGGCAGGCACAAUGUUUGAAUGUGUGUGUGUGUGUGUUUACCUGAAUCUGUUACAUAUACUGUAUACAAAAGCCUUACUCCUUGCAUAUAGAGGAGGAUGUGAUAUUUGAAGUUGUGUGAAUAGGACUAACGUUAGAAGUGUGUGAUGAAGGGCCCACUGUGCUCGAGGACCAGUUGUACCUUUGCAAGUUCCUGCCUAAGCAUAGAUGUUAAGGCCUUGUGUAGCAUCCAAAGUCCACUUUUUCCAUGCGCUCUAGAUGAAAUGGCAUUACUGAAUAAGACAAGGAAGGAAGCUUAUAAUACACUUGCAUACAACUCGUAUGCACUACACAUGUGCUGGUAACAUAUCUGAUAAUCCUGGAUUUGUUCUCCCUCAGGAGCUUUGUCUAAUGACAGCAAAAAAUUUUGAGCUUCUGUAUAGCUUCCAGAUUUCAUUACAUUGCUCAGCUGUCAUCAAGAAGCAUUUUGUAAGAGUAUUUGUGUGCUGCAGAAGUGCUUUGACGCACAUAAAUAAGGCAGCCUGUUGAACUAGUUCAUGCCCACCUGGCCGGCACCUGCAACAUGGAACCUGAUCGUGGCGCAAUGCUUCCAAAUACACAAAAAUUAAUAAAAUUGAAAAUAGAAAUGACAAAAAAAAAAGGAACACUUGCUCCAGGAACUCAAUGUAUGUGCUGUGUUGUUCAGAAAUGAGUACAAAACAGAACUGCUACACUUGGCUUUUAUACUGCCAUAUACUGCUUCGCCUUCAAUCCAUGCACCAAUUUUUACCUGCACAGUUUAGGGUUGUUCCAAAUGAACCUUUACUUGCACAAGUUCUAUGCACACAUGACCACUUUUGCAACCACCUGAUGCUUCUCCCAACCUUGAUGUUUUUGCGCUUCAAUACUACAGGCACAGCAUCAAAAUUGUUGCUGAUAUUUAUCCAUUUCCAAUGCUUUCUCAGGGCAGAGUAUAGUGAACAAAUUUUUUUUGCACAAUAAUUUCUGUAAGGAAAGCGCAGCUUGUUUGUAGAACGUGGCUUGAAUUACAUGUAUAAAAAAAAGAUAGAUUUUUCUUUAUGCUGCCUGAAGCUUGGCAGUGUUGUUUGCCUUUGUUGAGUUUGAGCGAUACAAGAGUUGAACAUUUAGCGUGUUGCAAAAUGUGUGUAUUCCGGGUGCUAUGUAUAAUGCAAGAGAUAUCUGAAAGCUUUCAUUUCUAAGUGUGUGCGUGUGUGUGUUUGUAAAUAAGUGUACAUACUAUGCAUUGAAGGGAAAAGAUCAAGAAAAAAAUAGACUGUGGGAAAUGCGUUAAAGAGUUGCACUUGAUCUGGUACAUGCAUUGACAAUGUUGCUGCAAAAUGUAGGGAAGAGAACAAAGUGCAGUGUUGCUGUGAAUAAUGCUAACUUAUGCAUGGUGUAGCACAUAUCUUGACCAUUUUCCAGUUGCAUGAGGUACGCACUACGAAUUUAGCAGUCUGAGUCUACACACUGCUUUGUUGGUUGUGAAAAGAAAGGUGCAGCUGAGUUCUCUAAGUGUAAAUAAAGGCGUGCAAAUUUUAAAUGUGUAUCACGAGUGAGAACAAUCAUUGCAAUGUAUUUUGCGUGAAGUAAAUAAAACACAUUGCAGAGUGA
Molecule: messenger RNA, 7258 nt
Organism: Dermacentor silvarum
Lineage: Eukaryota; Metazoa; Arthropoda; Arachnida; Ixodida; Ixodidae
Gene: bdg
Product: sodium-dependent transporter bedraggled
Exons: 16
Coding region: 578-3079 (833 amino acids)
Biological process (GO): sodium ion transmembrane transport
Cellular component (GO): membrane
Source: RefSeq, a predicted model, not a curated record